AUGUUGAAACAGCAAAAUGGACAGCGGCAAGAGUCUCAGCCGACACAAGACGGUGAUGAACAGCCUACGUCUGAGCGACCAACACCGGGCUCUGCUCACCAAGACGAAGGAUCUCCAAGUUCACAUGGCUCGCCACCACAACAGACACCUCCACCUGAUGACCUCACAGGCCAGUCUACGGAUAGUCCAACUCCUAAUCUCACCGAGUCGACUUUACCGACAACUGUCACAGAUGGUGUAACAAUCACGGCAUCGGACACGGACCAAGGUAACCAACAUGAAGCCCCAGGAGAGUUGAUGAGCGACGUUUACGAUGAGUCGAUGCUCGACAACAUCCAAGGCUUUGUAUCAUACCUGUCAUCCCAUGGUCCGGCCAUGACAGCUUCGCAUCCCAUUGAAAAGACAUGGGUCUCAGCCGAGCCACCAUAUCCAGUGAUCGGCCAUGGCCAGCGCUGCAUCACCUGCGGUCGAUCCGACAGCCGCUUAUUAGAUGACGCACCUAUCACCAUCCCAAUAGGCCACCACACCUCCACCGGAAGCAUGUUCGCUCUUGAACCCGUUCGUCGCCUGAUUGGCGACUAUCCAAGGGAUUUCUUCUACCAGGUUGAGACAUGUCGAACCAGCAUCCCAGAACUCAGCUCUCGACAUGACCUGUCCCUCCUGCUCGCAUCCGUUGACUUCAUUGGCGGUGCCACAGAUGGUCUCGUUUCGAGCUACUUCACCAAUAUCAACUCUACGUUCCCGAUAUUGGACAAGACGUCUUUCACGGAUCUCUUUCAUCGGACUCUGAGAGGUGACCAGUGCGAAGAUGUCGAUGCAGCUGUCUGUCUGGUCGUGUUAGCCCUUGGGAAGCUGACCAGCACCGACUAUGAGGAUGUCAACUCCACAAACCACUCAUACGGCCUUGAAUAUUUCAUCCCUGCGUAUCAGAUACUGACAACGCAAUGGGUGACGUCCUUUGGCACCGAUCUUUCACUGCCGACAGGUCUGGUCCUCUCCGCUAUCUACAUGUCUUGUCUCGCUCGACCAUUGCUUGCUUGGAAACUCGUAUAUAUGGCGUCCAGUAAGCUGCAAAUGAUGGUGCCAAGUCGGAACCAGGGCAGCGUAGCUUUCUCAAACGCAGAGAAUGAGACCGUCGGUCGCCUCUUCUGGGCAUGUUUUCUACUGGAGUGGUAA
Molecule: messenger RNA, 1176 nt
Organism: Colletotrichum siamense
Lineage: Eukaryota; Fungi; Ascomycota; Sordariomycetes; Glomerellales; Glomerellaceae
Exons: 1
Coding region: 1-1176 (391 amino acids)
Biological process (GO): DNA-templated transcription
Molecular function (GO): zinc ion binding; DNA binding
Source: RefSeq, a predicted model, not a curated record